Python bivittatus (Burmese python) is the source of this 2783-nucleotide messenger RNA. The record is from RefSeq and is a predicted model, not a curated record. NCBI's taxonomy places the organism in Eukaryota, Metazoa, Chordata, Lepidosauria, Squamata, Pythonidae.
UCUCUCUUUUUAAGCCGCCAGCCUGGUGGAUUGCCGUUGGCUUGCAGGAGCCACCAAUGAAGAGGAGGUUCCUUCCUGGGCUGUUUUGGGAAGUUAUUUUCUGGGGUUUUUUUCUUCCAGUUGUAGCUUCUUCAGGUUGGACUUGUAGACCGCAGUGCUGCGGGAUAACCAGGGGUUUCCCUUCCCUCUGUCUUAUAAGAACAAGUCCCGCGAUCAUUUUCUGCUCUGUAUUACUAAGUGUGUGACCUGGCCGGCGAUGGAUUUAAGUAUAUAGAAGCGGCGAACGAUUUAAAACAAGUCAAUUCGGGAGAUUGGAGUCUCCUCAUGCACUGUCUCCUGCCCGGUAUAUUGCGUUUAUCUGCCUUAAAUCGCUUAUGGCUUGCCCUUGGUGAAGUAUAAGGAUAGAAGGAAAACGAGUUUGCCUGCUACAGAUUACUGUUUUUAAGUACAGAGAGCAGGGAGUAUGUAGAGAAUCAGAUACAACUGAAUUCUCUUCGGAUGCCCCUGAAUGGGAAUGUGUGGAAGCUGAAGGCACAGCAUGAUAGCCUGUUGAGUGAACGGGCUUCUGCAUCGUGAGAAAGUGGGAGAAGUAGUCCCCUCACUCCUUUAGGCCUUCCUGGAGAUCUGUCCCUUCUCCUUAAUGCAGGAUAUCAUGUCUCAGGAAAGCAAGCAUGGGAAAUGGACAGUGUCCAGUAGUGAUGACAGUAUGGAUGAGUUAGCUGAUUGUGACAAGCCCUCUACCUCUGUGAUGCAGAGAGGCCGGGAAAGUAAAGAGAGGGCCCCCCCUUACUCUUGCUCAGAAGCAAGGAAAGCUGCUCACAAGAGAAAAAUGUCUCCUCUGAAAUAUAUAGAUGGAAACUUUCUACAGGAGGAGGCCUCCGAUCAGAAACAGAAACCUCCCCGGGAAGACUCUGGCUGGUGUCUUUCCAGCAGUGAAGAUGAGGAUCUUAAAAGCCCAAGCGGAAACAGAGAUGCAGUAACCACAGCCAGAAAAGUGGAGAGUGGUACUCCUGUGGAGCUAGCAACAGCUUGUAAGACUUCAUCACGUCACAAGUUUGCAGACACAUCUGAAGUGCAGGAUACGUGGGAUCUUUUGAAUGGGCAGAACCCUUUCAGAUUCUUCCUCACUAAAGUCAAAGGAAUUAAGUCAAAGUACAACUCUGGAGCCCUUCAUAUAAAAGAUAUUUUAUCUCCCCUUUUUGGGACUCUUAUAUCAUCUGCUCAGUUUAACUAUUGUAUAGAUGUGGAAUGGCUGGUCAAACAAUAUCCAAAGGAAUUCAGGGACAAACCUUUAUUAAUAGUCCAUGGAGAAAAACGAGAAUCCAAGGCACAGCUGCAUGAAGAUGCUCACCCGUAUAAAAAUGUUCGUUUAUGCCAGGCGAAGUUGGAUAUUGCCUUUGGAACUCACCACACGAAAAUGAUGUUGUUGAAUUAUGAGGAAGGCCUUCGAGUGGUGAUACAUACAUCCAAUCUUAUUGAGGAAGAUUGGUACCAGAAAACACAAGGAAUAUGGCUCAGUCCUUUGUAUCCAAGAUUGCCUCCUGGGAGUGCUGAGUCUGAUGGUGAAUCUCAUACACAUUUUAAAUCUGAUCUAAUAAGCUAUUUGAUGUCUUAUAAAUCUGCUACUCUAAAUGAGUGGGUUGAAAUAAUUAAGCAACAUAAUCUUUCAGAGACAAGAGUAUAUCUUAUUGGGUCAACUCCAGGUCGAUACCAAAGUAAUGCAAAAGAAAAAUGGGGUCAUCUUAAACUGAGAAAGCUUCUGAAGGAACAUGCAACACAAAUAACUGAUCAAGAUUCUUGGUCUAUAAUAGGACAAUUCUCAAGUAUUGGAUCUAUGGGAGUUGAUCAGUCCAAAUGGCUUUGUUCAGAAUUUAGAGAAAGUUUGGGGACUUUAGGAAGCAGUAUGAAGACUCUCCCAAGUGAAGUUCCUAUCCAACUGAUUUUCCCAACUGUGGAAAACGUGAGACAGAGUUUAGAAGGUUAUCCAGCUGGGGGUUCUCUUCCGUAUAGUAUGCAAACUGCACAAAAGCAACUUUGGCUGCACUCUUACUUCCACAAAUGGUCAGCUGAAACUUCAGGUCGCAGUCAUGCAAUGCCACAUAUUAAGACUUACAUGAGAGUAUCUCUGGACUUCCAGAAGAUUGCAUGGUUUCUAGUGACAAGUGCCAAUCUUUCCAAGGCUGCUUGGGGAGCUUUUGAGAAAAAUGGCACCCAGCUGAUGAUCCGAUCAUAUGAACUAGGAGUUCUGUUCCUGCCUUCAGAAUUUGGCUUGAAUACAGGGUAUUUCCAAGUAAAGGAAAACAUGUUUUCUGAUACAUCAGUAUUGUCAUUUCCUGUUCCUUAUGAUCUGCCCCCUGAGAAGUAUGAAAGCAAAGAUCGCCCAUGGAUUUGGAAUAUUCCAUACACCAAAGCUCCUGAUACACAUGGCAAUAUGUGGGUUCCUAAAUGAAUAGUUUAUUUAGCAACUUUAUUCUGAGUCACUUGAAUGCUUGUAAGAUUUUAUGGUUUAUAUACCUUUUAUUAUAUAUCUGUACACUUGAUAAAACAUAUUUGAAUAAAAUAAAAUACUUCUGGUCAUUAUUACCAGCAGCAUUUUUGGAGAAAAUAACUGCUUUGAAGAUUAGCAGUUCUAAAUCUCAUGAUAAAUAACAUGCUUUUGAAGUUACACAUAUACAGGUAGUCUAGUUUAGUCACCAUAAUUGGGACCAGCAACUUGGUUGUUACAUUAGUUCCUAACUUUUCGUACACAGUAGAGUUAUGGGGAAGAGGAAAAAAGUGUUAAU